AGCCCCGCCGGUCUCUGUUUUAGGGCGAGAAAGCUCUUCUCUUUGGCCGGAGCGGGGCCGGGAUGCGGAGCACGCUCCCCUCCCGCCCUUGCUUUCCUUGUCUUCAACUCUUAAGAGGCGUCACCUAAGGGAAACCACUGCUACGCAGCCUUUUCCGCGCCCCGACCCUGGAAGCGCCUCGUCCCCGCUCGGCAUCUCGCCUCGUCCAGCAUCCUUUCCGGCUAUUUCCUCCUCCUCGGCCCGCCGGACUCCUCCCAGCUUUUGCUCCGCCCGUCGCCGCCUCUUGCUUUGUUGAUGUUUCACUUAGUUUUAAUGCCCAGUUCCCAAGAUGGAGGCAGCGUUGGGGCCACGCGAGUUGCUCGGGCUGAUCGCGGCGCUCCUUCUCCUGCUGCCCCCGAGCCUAUCAGCUCCGGAUCCGACAGCCGCCUUCUCCCGGGUGGUAAGCCAGGAAAAUAUCAAGAUUAAAGUGAAUAUAUUGGAAAACAAUGGGGAUAUUCAGGAAAGACAGGUUGUCCUUAAUAUCACUUACAUAAAUGGUCAGGUGUAUGUAAAUGACUUUCCACUGAAGAGCGGAGUCACCCGGAUAAAAUGUCAAACUUUAAUUUUGAAGAGUGGAAACUCUGAUACUUUAUUGGAUCAGAAGCAAUUAGGAAUCGUCAAUGUUCGCAUUAUGGUCCAUGAGUGGCCGAUGGCAUCCAGCUCCAACUUGCAAUUGAUUGUUGUUCAAGAAGAAGUGACAGAUAUAGAUGGAAAGCAGGUUAAACAAGAUGAAGUGACAGAAAUAGACCUAUUGGUUAAGGAUCAGCGAGUCCUGAGACAUACAAACUACACCGUUCCUCUGGAGGAAAGCAUGCUGUAUUCCAGCCCGAGGGACAAUGAUAUUUUGUUUACGGUUCCGAACCUUGCAGGAAAAGAUGUUGAAAGUCCUCUACAAACAACCAGUCACUAUCUUCUCAGGCAGGUAGAAACUACAGUAGAUGAACAGACAAUGCAUGGCAAAUUACCAGAGACUCCACUCAGAACUGAGCCACCAUCUUCUUAUAAGGUGAUGUGCCAGUGGGUGGAAGAUCUGAGAAAGGAGCUUUGUACGUUUUGGCUCAAAUCUUUUCCUGUGUUUUUUAAUUUUAUGGAGGUCAUUGUGGUUGGAAUUAUAGGAGCAGCUUUAAUCAUAAAAGUAUUAAAAGUGUUUUGUCCCUCAUGUGAAAGCAGGGGAAUCCUUCAACUUGAUGCCAAUGUCAUACCUGUGGCUGCAAUAAGUUUACUUCCAGAUAUUCCAGAGAAGAUAAACAAUAUAGAGGAGAAAUGUAUUUAAAAACGUGUACUGUGAUUAUAUGAGUUUGUUGACCUAAUGAAUUUGGCACUUGAAUCUUAAUAUAUUACCUAAUUCAGCCUUCUGAAUCUACUGCCUUCCGGACAUUGGGGCUACAACUCCCAAUAUUCAUAAAUAAUUGCAGUUCUGACGUAUCUAGAGGGCUGUAGUUUGAGAACUGCUGAUUUCACAGCAGUUCUCAAUUUGCUGUUUUUAUUAAAUCUAUGAAUGAACCAUAUUUAAAGGACAAUUAAGGUUGAGGCCCAUAAGAGUUUCUCAUUUCUUUUCAUUUCAACCAUUGUAAUAUAUUUUUGACAGAGGAAAAAAAAAAGCAGUUUCCUUAAGGACUUCAGUAAGUUCUAACUUCUAUGAAGUAAUUUCCCACUUCCUGAAACGAUAUCCUGUAUCUUCCCAACUACACUGGUUGUAGGACACACCAUGCUAACCCAGUAAAUUUGACCCAAACUCAUGGAACCGAGUAAAUAGCAUGAACAGGAGCAUAGAUUUGUGACAAAACUAAAAGCUAUUUUAGGCCUGCCGUCUUUAAGCGUGCCUUAUGGGACAGGUCAAAAGCAAAAAAGUUUUUAUACUGCUCUGACAAUAAAUGAAUUAUUGGUGCAAUUUUUGUUUGGGUUUUCCAAAUAUAAUCUUGAUGUUGUAAGCACUUUCAGGGUCUUUCCUACUGAAUUUAUGAACAUUUGUAAAAAUGUGCUUCUUAAAAACUUACAGUACACUACAAAUGUCUUUCACCUAGGAGUACAAAAUGCCUUAAAGUACUGUAUUGAUUCAGAGCAGUUCUAGAUACAGAUUUGUAUGAUCAUCAGACCUUACUGUAAAUUUGUUUCUUGAAAGAAAUUGGAGAUCAUGUAGGGUUCCUUUUUCAAAGUUGAUUGAGGCAGCAAAUCUGGAUCCAAUCCAUUGUAUUUGCUAAAUACUCUUUUCAUUUUCUAGUGGUACCUAGUAAGUAUUAAGUAGGGUCAUUGAUAUUCAUCUCUCCAAAACUAAAUUUGCCUAGGACAUUUCCCCAGUUUUACUGAUUGUUACCAAGGCAUUUAUCUCAUCAGCAAUCAGGAUUAGUUCCUCCUGUAAUUGGAAACAAGAGUUCCAACUUACGCUCACCUACCAGAUUGUUGCCCUUGAGUAUCUAAAUGAUGUAAAUGAUCAAGUACUACAAUCCUUUGAUGAGGAAAGAGAUCUUAGGGUAAUGGUAAACAGUUCAAUGAAGGCAUCAACACAAUGUGCAUCCUCUGUAAAAAAUGGCCAACGGCAUGUUAGGGAUAAUAAGAAAUGGUAUUGAAAAUAGAAAUGCCAAUGUUAUAGUGCCCUUAUAUCAAUCAGUGAGGUGACCGCAUCUGGAAUACUGUGCACAGUUCUGGUUGCUGCAGCUCAAAAAGGAUAUAAUGAAGUUAGAGAAGGUCCAGAAGAGGGCAACUAAGAUGAUCAAGGGGCUGAAGUCGCUUCCCUAUCCUAUGAGGAAUGGUUGCAACAAUUGGGGCUUUUUGUCUAGAAAGGAGACGUGAUUGAGGUGCACAAAAUUAUGCAAUGUGUGCAUAAAGUGGAAAAGAAGAAGCUGUUUUCCUCUUGUCAGAAAGAAUACCAGAACUAGAGGUCACCCAAUGAAAUUGAAUUCUGGAAGAAUCAGGACAAAAGGAUUUUAAAAUGUAAUUAAACUUUGGAAUUUGCUAACGCGAUGUGGUACUGGCUACCAGCUUGGCUGGCUUCAAAAAAGAGUUGGACCAACUCCUGGUAGUCAUGGGGAUCACUGGCUAUCAGCCUUGAUGGCAGUGGUUGCCUCUGAAAGCCAUCUGCUAGGAGACUAGUGGGCUUCUUUGUGCAAUUGUUUGGCCACUAUGAGAACAGACUGCUGGACAAGAUGGGCCAGGGGUCCACUCCAGCAGGGCACUGCUUAUGUUCUUAUGUCCUCAGAAAUUAUUAAGAAGGUGCCAAAGAAAUCUGUUCUGUAACACAAAAGUGAGCAGAUCCAUGGAUUUUGGAUGAAUGUCUAGCAUUAAUAGACAAAAAUUGCAAACUCAAAGUUGUGACUCAACAGCAUAAUAAACCAGUCCUUCCUGCUUCAAA
This is a messenger RNA of Python bivittatus (Burmese python), 3388 nucleotides long. RefSeq names its product glycosylated integral membrane protein 1 (gene GINM1). The record is from RefSeq and is a predicted model, not a curated record. NCBI's taxonomy places the organism in Eukaryota, Metazoa, Chordata, Lepidosauria, Squamata, Pythonidae.